This is a messenger RNA of Macrosiphum euphorbiae (potato aphid), 1182 nucleotides long. The record is from the annotation of a GenBank genome assembly. Lineage: Eukaryota; Metazoa; Arthropoda; Insecta; Hemiptera; Aphididae.
AUGGAAGGGGUGUGGUACAGGCGCAUGCUGGAACGAGGAUGCCCUCAAGGGUCCCAGCUUGGACCAACACUCUGGAAGGUCGCAAUCACACCAAUAUAUGGCUCAGUUAUAAGCCCUGACAGUACGAAGAUACUAACGUAUGCUGACGACAUACUGCUCAUGGUAGGGGCGGCCAGACCUAAGACAGCCUUUAACCGAAUAGAAAAACAAUUGGACAAGUUCACUACAUGGGCAACAGAAUUCGCUCUUGAGUUCUCCGCGGGGAAAACUCAGCUCCUCUCCCUUAAAGGCGGACUGAAGCCUGGAUACAGUAUUUUGUUUGGUACCGCAGCCGACGCGCCUAGGAUCGAGUCUUCUCCUACGGCCAAAUACCUUGGUGUCGUCCUUGACCCAAGACGAAGUUAUUGGGACCACGUCUUGUCGGUAUGCAAGAAGUCGGAUGACAUGUACAGCCGACUUAGAGCCUUGUAUUCGGCAAAUUGGGGCAUGGGCCAAUCUGCCGCCAACACCAUAUAUAAGGGCGUGUUCCUGCCCAGAAUUUCGUAUGCAGCGGAGAUUUGGGCUGAGGGAUCAAAACUACGCAAAAGCCGGGCGAAACUCCUUAGUGCUCAAAGGAAACCAUUGUUGGCGAUAACCGGUGCGUACAGAACUGCCUCGACGAAUUGCUUGUCAGCAGUUGCAGGAACUCUCCCGCUUGACCUGGAGAUUAGGCACCAAGCGGCAUUGAGAAACCGGGCCCGAGAGAGAAUAUCAGCCGACGAAAUGGACACGAUAACAUUCGAGCUGUUAAAUGAGUGGCAGGACAGAUACACGAGCACAAACAAAGGUAGUUGGACGCAGAAAAUGAUACCGUCCGUGAGACAGCGGUACCAUCUACCUCUGGACCUUGAGCACUACCCCACUCAGUUCCUCACCGGUCAUGGGGACUUUAAAGCCAAACUCUAUGGUUUUAAACUGGUUAACGACCCGAUCUGUGCAUGUGACCGCAAACCGGAGACGGUGAACCACGUCCUCAGGUUUUGCCCAAGAACAGCAUCAGCGAGACGCAAAUUGAAAAUAAAAAUGAGAGAAGAAGGAGAAGCGUGGCCUCCAGAAAACGGAGCCUUCCUCAAGUCUCGCAGAACAUUCCAAGCCCUUAAGUCCUUCGCGAGAGAAGCACUCACGAACAGGAUCGACAGAUAA